GUUUAUUAGAUGGUAAAGAGAUCGAAUAGACGGCUCAUGGCAAUGUUGGAUGAAUAAGGUGAGAAUCACUCUUUUUACACUUCCUUUUUCCAAAGCAGAAACUUUUGGAACGAUUCUUGUAAGAUUUGUUGCUUCUUUUGUCUUUGACAUCGGUUGUUGUGACAUUGUAGUGGAGUUCAGGAGUCCAUUAUUCCCGAAAUUUUGCCUAGCGUGUACUCUCGUUUCUGACUAUUACUACCGGUUUUAAUCUGCUCAGGAUGUUUCGUGUUAUCUGUUAAUAGUUCCAAAACCCAUGAAAGAAAUUUUAGACAGUAUAUGCCCGAACACAUUAGAGACUUAAAUAUCUCGUUCGUGUAACUCGAAAGGUUUUAGCACUCUUUGUGAAUAUAGCGUGUUGCCAACAUUGGAAACGGCACCCAGUCGUUCAUGUCAAGAAUAAUAACCUCAAUAUUCUUACCCCUACCCAUAUUUGAUUGUUGAUCCUCGACAAUGAAUUGCGGUUGCGAUCUUUUCUAAUACUUCGGCUUCCUAAAUACGCGUUUCAAUGUGUACACAGUGCUCCGUUAUAUGCGGCGUUGACUUCUUUCGUUGAUUGUGUACUUUAGCUUGCCAUAUUCAUUGUCUAAUUGAUGCCAUUUCGUUCUCUGUACGCCAUCAUUGUUGUGAAACUAUUAACUAAUGCUCAUCGUCAUUAGGUGAAUAAUUCAUCAUUACGUUGUUAGAAAAAGGUUACAGACCAGUCCGAUGAUUCUUUGAUUUCUCAGUGGAAAACAAAAAGUUCGGUAAACACAAGACAUCGCGCUCUGUUGGCGAUUUUAGAAUGCAAAUUACCGCAAACCAUUAAUCAAAUGGAAUGAUCAGUUUUUUAUGCGUAUUUUGAUUCACAAAAAGUACUGCUGAUUCUAGCGAGGAAAAUUUUAGACCACAAUAACUUGGAAAUUCGUUUAAAAAAACUACACUGUGUUAUUAAAAUGGUAGGAAAUCAACAGGUCAUUCGGUCACCAAUCGAGUCCGUUGGUUGAUUGACUACUUGAAAUGCUACGUAUGAUAAGAAGUAAUUAGAGAAGAGGGUAGGGCAAAAUCUUGGCCUGCUUUACAAUUGCAGAAUUCUUCAGCUUCAAGAAUUGUAUCGUGUUGGGUAUGAGUCUGUCUUGCUUCAGCACAUUUCGGCGAACCCUUUAUCAAAUAUACUUCAUUUGCAAGUGAAAGUAACCCUGAAAAGAAGCUCUAAAACGUCACUUCCGGUUGUGAAAGAAAAGAAAAGAAAAAGUUUAGAAAGAUUAAAAAUUCCCAUUUUUGUUGUGAAAUUUGCAGCGUAAGUCUAGACAAGACUAAUUCACCAAAAACAUAACCUCCGGGCAAUUUUUUCGAAUAUCUGCGGAUUUUACCAACUUUCGACGUGUGUCUCACUAGAAGAACAAGUUUGGUUUGGAAGUAUCAUAGGCCCUAAAUGUAUAAGAGUAAGAGAACCCUAUAAACAAAUAGCCGGGUAGGAAAAAGGCGAACUUGUACCCUCAUUGUUUGUGGCAAAUUAAAGGGUUUAUGUCUUGUGGAGUGAUAAUUUGUCAGCGAAUUAUACAAUCAAAGAACUCCUGUCACGUCAAUUUUUCGCUAGAUUAGCGAUCCAUACCGUAUAUUUUAUAAGAAGAUUCGGAAGGGAAUGAAACACCUUCACGUAUUUUUAUGUUAGAAUUAUUGUCGUGGUUAGCAACGGUAGUAGGUUUGUAGAGUCAAGAUACACAUUUUUACAGUCUUUCUACGGUGUAUCAGUCGUUGUUAGGAAGUAAUUUAACGCUUUUCAUUUUCGAAAGUCAUGGUGUUGAUUUUUCUUUGUCGGAUUCUGGAGGAUCGGAAAAGACUAAGGACUUGUUUGCAUAAUGGCGGAAACUCUGAAUAACUUAAGUCAGAAACUAUAAGAUGCCAACAUCAAAAAAUGCAAAAACACUGACUAUUUUGACCGGUUUUUGUGGCCCUUAGAAGUUGGUUGAGGGUGAAUCUGAAAAAAGACGGAAGGCACGGAGUUCUUUGAUUGAUUGUGACGUCAUCUUCCUUAGGCCACUCGCUUGUAGAUCUAGAAUUUCAAUCAAUCAUGCCGGUUUGUCGAAGCGGUCGGUCAUUUGACUAAAAUGAGCAAAGUUAAAUUUCCUCUAAGAUCCUUAGAGCGAUGCAACGCAAUCUUUGCGCAUCAGGUCAGGAUUAGGAAAGAUAUGUUCAUGGUGUGAAAACAAAAGCGUUUUUUGUAUAGGAGUCUUAACAUAAGAAAAGACUUUUAAAAUCUCGCACAGCAGAUCUGUAGAGCUUAGGUUUUAAAACUCUUGGUUCAAAGUAUUACUAAUUCUAAGGAGUUAUUGACCGUAGGAAUAGACGAGACGCUGUCUCCUUGCCAUUUAGCGUCUCAUCGUUAUUUCCCUUUUGUCGACGUCUACACGGCAAUGUAUGAAGCAUCAAGAACGUUUAGAUAUAAAAAGAAUAUAGGUAUAUCAUCUUAUUGUAUUUUAAGAACUUAGUGUUAAUUAAUGAAAAAAAAUGUUAUAAUCUCUAGUACGUGUUACUAGAAAAAAAUGAGGACACAUUAUUGGAUUAGAAAAAAAAGUUUAAAAAAAACAUGAUGCAAGAAAAGCAACAUAGGCCGCUCUUAUACGAGUUUUUUCUGCUAAAGAAGAAACAUUUUUCGCUGUAUUGUUCUUUGUUGCAAGCCCGUAACUUGAGAGCAAUAUCACUUGAAACGUCAUUUAGUACAAAGCAUUUUUUAUGGCGAUUGACGUGUAGAGUUCAUCCGCUUUCAGUGUGUUUAACACGGACAGCUUUUGUUCAACGGGAAUUUCGACUAAGUUCGUCUAUCUCAAUGAUGAUAUUUUUCCGUUUUAAGCUUAUUAUGUAGAUCCGUUUGUGGUAACUGUCAACUGGUGAAAAGAAAAAGGAAAACAGCUAUGUCGACUGAGACGCAGAACUUUAGGAGUAGAAGUAGGACUCUUCCUGCAAGAGUGAAGAUUGAGCAAAAGAUUGGACAAGACACAAUACCUAGGCCACGAUCACCCAUGAGAAGGUAACACUGGUGUUUGUGUGUUCUGUGUAGAAUUUAGUUCAGUCGUUGUAAUUGUUCUAAUACGGGGAUACUUUUCGUGUCGUAAAUUCUUGCCCCCUUGAAGUCAGUUAUGCCCCAACUGUGAUAACUUGUUCACCACGUAGCAGAAACAGUAUAUGUAAAUAAUUAAGCGCGUAAAUCAGAUACAUUUCCCAGUGUUCGAUUACAAAGUAGUUUGUAUCACCCCAUUCAAAGGUUAAAACUUCGUGAUGGAUCGAAAGUAGCGUUUAUGGCGAAAGACAGAGAGUGCUGAUGUUCAUGUGCGUUUUCAUUGAUGUAUCAUGCUCGAGACAUAAAGAGUUAUAUUUACAAGGACAUUAGUCGUGUUUAUUUUAUUUCGACGUAAAACAUAGCCUGUUCCAGGCUCCACUAUCUGAGAGCCUGGAACAGGUUACGUAAAACAAUGUGCAUAUAAUAUGUUCAAUAAGUUGUUACCAUUGCGUUUAACUUGUAACUCCAAACACUUGUUAGCAGUUUCGAAACAAACGUUUAGCGAGAGAUGUUAAAUAUGCACGACCUUGUUGUCUGUGUGAGCCUUUUGCAGAACAGUGGAAUGCUCGUGGGGCGUUUAUAGAUAUGUUUGUUUGUUUUGUUUUGCAGAUUAGCAGAUAUCCUAAAAAGGAAAAAGAAGCGAGGAAAGGGGGAAGCUGAUUCAUUCAAUAAAUUGCCCUUGGAGAAGCAAGCGUGGUUUCAUGGCAAGAUAACAGCAGAUUUUGCUGAGCGUUACUUGCGUCGUGACGGGCACUUUUUGGUGCGGGAGGAUCCUGCUAAGCCUGGAAGCUGCUUUAUAGUGGUGCGGCACAAGCGAGAAUCCAUUCAUGUACCUCUCUGUAAAGUGAACUCGUCCAAAGGGACGAGGAUCAAGUUUAGAACUGAGGAUUCUGAAAACAGCUUUGACUCAAUACCCGAACUCAUCAACUAUUACGUUUCGGAAGGAAAACCGUUGUCCCCAAAGACUCAAGCUGUUAUUACGCACGCCGUGAGCCGUGAUGCCACUCUGUUAUCAACCGAUGACUUUCAUAACAGAUAUGUUUUCAAUGCAAGCCCUUCUAACGGGUGUGCACCAAAAGCCCCAGGAACUGGUCCUUUGCGGCAAAAGAAAUUGGACAAAUAUGCACGAAAGAAUAGUGACCCUGGAUUGCAUUUUACUGUUAACAACGGGAGUAACGUUUUGUCUGAGAAACUUAAUGGUGUCAAUGUAGCCUCAGGCAACGUAAUAGGUACAGUUCAGUCAAAACAAAGACAAAAGAUUCCAGGGCAGUUCCUUGAGAAGGCUUCCAAAGAAGAGAACAUAUCAGAUAGGUUCUAUGAGGCACCAUUUGGAGAAAAUGAAACAAACAUUGAAGGAGAAAUCGCGGAAGACCCUUACCAUUAUUAUGAAAAACCUGACUUAAAAGUUGAUUCAGACAAUUUUUAUGACAAGCCAACCGAACCCAAAAAUUCGACAGUAAAAAGGACCAGAGAGGAAAACUGUGUUCUGGAAAGUGAGGACAGUUUUAGUGUCAAUCCUGAUCAAACGCAAGUUGGAGAAAGUUUUUAUAACGAACCAUCGCUCGAGAAUUAUUCUCAAGCGAUGAACGACAGGCCUCCGAGCGUAGGUAGCCAAAACAGCUUGGGUAACCAGUCAAAUGAUAGUGCAAACCAAAGUCCAGAAGAUGUCUAUGACAAGCCUAGAGCCAGCACGGAGGGGUUGUAUGACAGUCCUAAAGGAAGCCAAGACAAUUUGUAUGACAAACCUCCUCCAAGACCAAAGAGAGUGGUGUCAUUUCGAAAAUCAGACCCAACAUUGUCCGACAAAGAGGUGCUGCCUCGACCAAAGCUUGUGUCAAGGUCUAGCGCUCCUUCUUCACCCUCCUACCCUGGUGAAGGAUUGCUUGCUGUGCAGUCUAAAAUCGAGGAUGGUGUUUUUCCCGACAAAAGGCAUUCAGGAGAUAAUUUGACGGCGGCUCAGAUCAAAGGGUUAGUCAAUAGUACAUCUGACAAACCAACUGGGGCUGAAUCCAAGCUGCGUUACUCUACGCCACCGAAAAAACCACAGCGUCCAUCUCUUUCAAGAUCAAAAUCCGAACAAAGCCCACAUUCAAAGCAGGAUUUUUACGACAGCCCACGUUCCAAAUCAGUCUCAGCCGAUGACAGCGCUUUCAAGUCAGAAGAGACAGCCACAAGAUUGCAGCCUGAAUCGCCAAAGCCCCUGGACAAAAAAGGAAUAUUUUUAAGUGUGAUGAAGAAAAUUGGUGAGAAACUCCUCACCCCUUUCUUAGAGACCGACUGCCUGACCCUUGCUCGACACAUAACCCGCGUGGACCUUGUUUUAGUGUGGGGUGAAGAGCCUCAUCGUUGCUCGUGGAGCAUUGAGGAUGGCACUGGAGGAGCCAAAGGAUUGGAAAUAUUGACGCUUCCUCAAGGAAGAGAGAAAAGAUCCGAGUUACUACAAAGGUGAGCAGUAAGGUGGCCGUACUUUUUUUGAAUAUCUUUUUUCGCUCCUCUUCUGCCAUAAUCCAGACUCAAACUUCGUACAUAUAUCUUUGUCUUUGAUUUCCAAGAAAGCUGAACAUUGAGUAUCAUUUUUUGCGACGGUACUUCUAUCCUCCAUGCAGUUUCUUGGGGUGCUCACUUUAUCGGGCUUCACCCAAACAAACUUUUGAACAUUUCCACGCGUACUAUUCUAUCUUGAUUAACGUCUCACAAUCAGAAAAAUAUAAAAUAAUUUAAAGAAAUCAUAUUUCUGUAGCAAGUCUUUCUCAUGACUUUUUAAACGUUUUCAACGUUUUUGUAUUAUUUAAGGACUUCCAAACCCUAGUGCUCUAUAAAAAAGUUCUAUGACCAUAUGCAGUACUAUACUUAAGGAUUUUUGGUUGUGUACUGUCUCUUGGUUGGGCGAGGCUUAUCUUUACUGACUAAAAGACUCACAGAUCAGGGUUACAAGCCCUACUCAGUGAGGCUUACAGAUCUAAAAGUGACUCGUCUGAGCUUUCAGUAUUUUAAUCUUAGAUCUUACAUUAAAUUGGUUUAUAGAUUCGCCAAUCUUUCUCAUUGGGUGGCAACUUUGGUGGUGGCAGCAGGUGAUUUAGGUACAAGAGAGAAGGUGCUUAGUAAGCUCAUCGAAUUGGCUGAUAUAUUAAGCGAUAAGCUCGGUAACCUUAUCUCAUUUAUGGCCGUCAUGGAGGGUCUUGCCUUACCACAGGUAAAUGUUUGAAAUACAUUAACGCUUCUGUGUGUGUAAUUAUGCGAUAAGCGUGAAGGUCGACUCAUUAACAAUUAUUCCUCGAGCUCGAAUGGGCUCUGAGUCAAUCGGCCUCAUGGGCUAUUGACUCUGAGGCCAUAAGGGCGAGAGGAAUAAUUGUUUUAGUAAAAUCCAACUAGUUGGUCAAAAAUAUCGAGAAUAAAAAAAAUAGCUAGUUAAAGCUAGACUUUAAUCCUUUUUUGCCUCCAAAAAGCCCGCGCUUUUCGCUACUAGCGGGCUAUAACAUAUAGCCUAGUAGUAGCUCAACCAAUCAGAACGCAGCAUUGAUAAUAGACCACUAGUUGGAUUUUACUAAAAUUUGUUAGCCGAAGUCUAAUCUCGGUAGAAAGUGUCCAGUCUCGUCGUAUAUCUAUUUACCGGAGUUGACGAUGAGGCAAAAAACACGUUAGUGAACAAAAGGGCGCCGGAUUUACCGUAAUCAAGCUCGUUAUGUGAAACGAUGAGCGCUUUCAUUUAUUCCUUGGGUCACGUCUGGAUUGAGGUGUUAAGAUUUUCACAAGUACAUGUACCUUCUGUAUAAGAGUGAUUUCCAGAGUAGUUUGCUCACAGCAACGUUGUCAACUACACAGUUUUCGUAGCUACCAGCCCAUCUCUCUUUCUUUUAGUGAAACAGUGACCCAAGUAUAUGGCUUAAGUCUGGACCAAAGCAAAGUCAUUUCACGAAAUAAGAAAAUAUUUGGUAGCAUACGUUCUUCUUUUGCUGUGGGGCUACCGUAUUUACUCGAAUAAGCGCCGCGAUACUUAUUAAAUUUUUGUUGCCUCAAAAGCGGUGCUUAUUCGAGGGCGACGUUAAUUAUUGAAAGUUGGACGCGAAAAAGAAUUGUUUUAACUACGGUAUUUUUCUUUUCCCAGUUUAACGGAGUUAAUGUCUUUUGAUUUUGAUUAUAUCAGGGCCGCGGGGCUUAUUCGGGGCGGCGCUUAGUAACGUUUUUUCUCCCAAGUGCGGUGCUUAUUUGACAAAAUACGGUAUGCCAAUACGUGCAAGUUAUUUUGGAAUAGUUACUUUCGUGCAAAACGUCUAACUGUAGUCUUCUUUCUUCGUAAGGUAACGCGUCUUCACCACACGUGGUCCUGCCUGCACCACCGGUGCUGCUCCACGGCUAUUCUCUACCACAGCACCCUCAAGCCCUUGGCUGGUCUUUUGAGCUCAGGUGCUCCCAGUCCUUUCCCUGGAGUGUGCCUUCCCUAUAUCGUCCCUUUAGUUAGAUACAUGGAAAUGACCCCGGAUGAAAUUUUACACGAUUGGGCACACUCCGAAGUAGACCUCGGUUUAGAGGUCAUUUUAGCACACUUGGCCUCCGGUCGUGCUCUCACACAGCAGCUAGAAGAAUUCCGCCAAGAAGCUAUUUCUCGUCUGAAAACAAGAGAGUAUGUAGUGAAUACUCUACUUUUUGAGUAUUUUCAAGAAAAAGUGAACGUUGGGAAUGUACUGGGAUUGGGUCCUGAUCCAUCUAACCGAACAACUAAACUAAAAACCUUGCUACAGUGGCUUUCUGAAAGUGCAGAAAACUCUGCAGUCUCGUCCGCUGGUGUGUAAAGAAGGGCCUCAACGUAAGUUUCGUGUGCGCCAGAGCAGUCGUAGAUCGUAAGUUUGUGCUGCGUUCGAAUGACUGGAAAAGCGAUGAACCAGUAAGAACCCCAACAUCAUCAUGAAUGCACGUCACGAAAAUCUCUACACCGACAUUUAUUUUGCUAAGGAUGACUAAACAAGUAUUUUUGAAGGACAGCACAUCAAGGUCUAAAGAACUUAUAUCGAGUCUUAAUAUCCCUUUCAAUUCCGAACCAGUUGUUGUUCUUUACUGAUUGCUGACAAAUGUUUCUCUCGUUGGUAAAAUUGGCUGUAGUUAAAGAUUUUGAUUAAAUCAGGUAUAAACGUUUUCGGCUCCAAGAUAGUGACCAGUUACAAGAAGCAGUUGUAGAAGUUUUGGUCACUUCGGCACUAUAAAACUUCGAUCUAAUUCUUUUGAUUAUUUCCAACCGAGGCCGGGAGUGUCGCGUUUAGUUAGGUGGCUGAAACGUGAGACCGCCAGAAUAAACGUCGACUCACAUCUGGAAGGGAAAUCUUGAGCUUUUUACGGUCAACAAGUGAAGCUUAAAGUUUCAUCCUCAGACUGAAAAGUUACACAAAAAUUGUCUGGUGAAAAUGGUGGUUCUUAAAGAUUUUUGUGGUUUUAAGGCUGAAGGUGUAACUGUAGAAUGCUUGAAUCUUCAAUGUUUUUUUGUUAGUGUUGUUUGAUUGUAAAUAAUGAAAAUUGAAAAACUUUUUUUAAAACGUAUUUUUUAUUCCUUAAGCACCGUUAUUGUGACAGUGUCAUUGUAAAUCAGGGUUCUUUGUGCAUUGUUGGGUUAUUCGUGAUACUUUCCUGACUUCAUAAAAAUGAUUAUUUGAGGUGGCUAACCUUCUUAAAAUAGUUUUGAUUCAUUAUAUUUUUUAAGUUUAGUUCCGUUUCCUUUUUCAGUGAAGGCAAAUUGCUGAUACCUAUAAGGUUAUCAUUCUAUUUUCGUUAUGUUGUUCAAUAUUGUUUGUUUUCUAGAUAAAACCGAUACAGAAUUGAGCAAAUAUUAUCUUAAGAUUAUUGACGCAAAUGUGUUGUACACUUUUAG
Molecule: messenger RNA, 8933 nt
Organism: Porites lobata
Lineage: Eukaryota; Metazoa; Cnidaria; Anthozoa; Scleractinia; Poritidae
Source: the annotation of a GenBank genome assembly